Lachnellula hyalina is the source of this 1863-nucleotide messenger RNA. Its product is annotated as Calcium channel. Gene Ontology annotation, cellular component: membrane. Gene Ontology annotation, molecular function: monoatomic ion channel activity. The coding region runs from base 1 to 1863 and encodes 620 amino acids. The record is from RefSeq and is a predicted model, not a curated record. NCBI's taxonomy places the organism in Eukaryota, Fungi, Ascomycota, Leotiomycetes, Helotiales, Lachnaceae. The transcript is spliced from 5 exons. Gene Ontology annotation, biological process: monoatomic ion transport; transmembrane transport.
AUGGUACAAUGGAAGAAGCUAUUCGGGCUUGAUGGCGCACAAGACCAACAUCGCUGGAGAGACGAAACACGUCGUCUCCUUCCCACCUACCACGAAGACGCAAUCCCCUCCGCAGUCCCUGCCCCCGAAGUAACAAAAAUCGCAAUCCGCCUGCGCUACCUAAUCGAAGAAUGUGUGCCCUGCGAGCUCGAACCCGAGAGCAUCACACGCGCCCAUAGUCGCAUUAUCACGCCCAAGGUGGUGAAAGCUGCAAAGGAAGCAGGCAGUCAGGAAUAUGCUGCGUGUGUGGUAUACGCGCUCCUAGUAAACAAGCGGUGGUUUAAGAAGCAGGCGAUGCUUGAACUGUGGGAUGCGGAUCUACAUAAUGUGCGCGCGACGGCUUGUGAGGUUAUUGCGAAGCAGUUGAUCGAGACUGAAGAUAAUCAGGAUUAUCUCUUGCAAGAUGUACUGCUGAAGAGAUACGCGAUCAUGAUAGACGGCGAGCAAACCACUCCUGCAAACGUCAUUGAACGCGCUGUCGACCUUCACGCAUUAAGAGUUACUGGCUCUUCGGGGUAUCAGAAAUGCGUCAAUUAUCUAUGGCGCGGCUGGUUGGUGCAAGAUGAGAACGAUCCAUCUAUGUUCAUAGACUACAAAAAGAAGUCGAAUACGAAUUACUGGACACACGUUGACCCGGACCGGAUGAGGGCUCCUGUCUACCAAAAUGCUACACAGAUUAUCUUCUCGCUGAUUUAUUUGGGACUUUAUACUGGGGCUAUCAAUACGGUAAAUCCGAAAGGAGAUCUGGAUAUCGUGGAAAUCCUGCUUUAUAUCUUCACCUUUGGCUUCUUGUGUGACGAGUUUUCGAAGUUCUGGAAGGUGGGACGAUAUUAUAUUGGUUUUUGGAAUGUGUUUAAUCUGAUUUUGUAUGGCUUGUUGACCACUUCUUUGGUUACGAGGUUCGUUGCACUAAGCCAUCCGCUUGAAGAUGAUGAUGGGCAAAGAGGGAAAUUCAACGAAUUGAGCUACAACUUUCUAGCCUUCUCUGCACCCAUGUUCUGGAUGCGCCUUCUCCUCUACCUCGACUCAAUACGCUUCUUCGGCGCCAUGCUUGUGGUCCUCAAAGUAAUGAUGAAAGAAUCCUUAAUCUUCUUCGCUCUCCUAUUCGUAAUAAUCGUCGGCUUCCUGCAAGCUUUCAUCGGCAUGGAUAACGCUGACUCCAACGCUGACGCCACGGUCUUUAUUCUGCAAGCAAUGGCCAAUGCCAUCAUGCAGUCCCCCGACUUCAGCGGUUUUGACGCCUUCGCUCCUCCAUUCGGAAUCAUCCUCUACUACAUCUUCACCUUCCUCGUCAUGGUGGUCUUGCUUAAUAUCCUGAUCGCGUUGUACAAUUCUGCAUAUGAGGAUAUCACCGAUAAUGCAAUUGACGAAUACAUGGCUCUCUUUGCGCAGAAAACCAUGCAAUUCGUACGCGCGCCUGACGAGAAUGUCUUCAUUGCGCCGCUCAACCUCAUUGAGGUUUUCUUCCUCAUAAUUCCGUUCGAGUGGUGGCUUCCUAAACACAAGUACGCCAAACUCAACGACUACGUUAUGGCGCUUGUCUACAGUCCACUCUUGUUCGUAGCUGCGUAUUUUGAGACGCGCAGUGCGAAGAAUGUGAAGAGUAAUCGCAAGAGAGGGGAGGAUGAUGAUGAUACGGUGGAGGAAUGGGAGCAAAUGGAGGGAGAGGUGGAUUUUGAGGGCGAGGGAUGGGAUAAGACUGUACAGAGUGUGAAGCCUGAUGUUGAGCAGGAUGCCGCCACGAUUGAGGUUAAGAAGCUCAGGGGCGAGGUGGGCGAGUUGAAGGAGUUGAUUGUGAAGUUAUUAGAAAAGGGGAAUGUGUAG